This is a messenger RNA of Neodiprion fabricii, 3159 nucleotides long. RefSeq lists its product as uncharacterized. NCBI's taxonomy places the organism in Eukaryota, Metazoa, Arthropoda, Insecta, Hymenoptera, Diprionidae. The coding region runs from base 340 to 1197 and encodes 285 amino acids. Gene Ontology annotation, cellular component: nucleus; DNA ligase IV complex. Gene Ontology annotation, molecular function: DNA end binding. Gene Ontology annotation, biological process: double-strand break repair via nonhomologous end joining. The record is from RefSeq and is a predicted model, not a curated record. The transcript has 5 exons.
AUUGAAAUGCAUACAUACAUUAGUAUCUGCUGACAACUAAAAUGAUCAUGUGAUAGUUACAUAUUGCAUUGCUGACAAAGUCACCGAAACGUAUCGCAUUGAUUACACACUUUUUCUCUCCAUAGUGAUGAAAUUGUUUCAAACUCCGGGGAACAUUAGUGUUGGCAAUUGACUGUGCUUGCGUGAUCAUUAAAAAAAAUUGGGAAAAUUGACGAAAACACUGAAUAUAUACUUGUAACUAAUUUUCACCAGCUUUGAGGUUAUGACAGUAAACUUCGUAACAUUUGUGAAGCUUGAAGGAAAUACGCUUUCCUUUACGAAGAAUCAUAAAAUUACUCCAUGGGGAAUAAAUGGAAAGAUAUUAAAAUAAAUAACGCAGAAUACAUAUUAUCCGUUUCCCAUAGCAAAGAUGUAUGGAAAAUAGUAUUAUCAAACCUUGUUGAAGUAUGGAUGGAAACUAUAACGAAAGACGUUGCCUUACUACGAUGUCAGUCGCUGAACUCGAUGUUGGAUGUAGACGAGUUUAACAUUGAAGAGACUUUUGACGUGAUACUGAAUGAUAUACCCAAAUAUGCAGUCGACAUAUCUGUGGAUGAGAUCAAGCUUGUAACUUGUAUAGAUGGGGGUGAAUUCAAAUUUGAUAUAAAAUUGACAAAAGGAAGUCCUCAUCAGUUUUGGAAUGAAAUUACAAAACCGUUGUGUCAAUCUGUAAUGGAAUUACAACGUAAACACGAGAUUGUUGUAGAUUUGAUUAAAAGAAAAGACGAAGCGCUUAUAGAGUAUAAAUUAAGCGGCGCUCAAUUAAUUAGAAAAAAUAUUGAAACACCGCCUUACAGUGUGGAUAUAUUUGUGAAUAAAAUUUCUGUACAUAACACGCAAUCAAAUGAAUGCUUAAACGCAUUUAAAUCCAUGAUGGAUGUACAUAAUGAGCUGGAAAAACGUGAUUCUUCAUUAAAUGAUAGUCACAAUUCUUUGCAACAAGAGCCAAGCAGUCCGAAUUCUGUUCAACCUAACAUCAAGACAGAAGUUGAAAACAUAGAAGUAUCUGAAGAAAAUGCUGCUGAACCAAGACCGAGCAGUUCCAGAGAUAAUUUGCGAAUCAAAAAGAAUGAGCAAAAACGAUCUAUAACAAAUGGUAUAGGACACAUCUCGCUGGCUUCUUUCAAAAAAAACAAGCAAAAAAUCUCUAACCGUUGAGCAAAAACCAAAUAUUAAUGGCUAUUACUGAGUGGUACGAUUUUGAAGAAGCACUAAAUAACGCUACUUCGUUUUUUGAUAGAAAAAAUUAUUAGUCAAUCACUAAAUUUUAGAAAUACUCUUCAAAUUCCGUGAUGGAAGUAAAACGCGCUAUUAUUUAUACAAUCUUUACACUGUAUAGUAUAUAUCUUAGGAAUUAUACAUCUGAUAAUAAAUAGGAGUUACAAGUUAUUUAAGUAUUCAAGUUCUGACUGUUGCCAAUAUUGUGUGCCUGACUAUUCAAUUGAUCAAGUAAAGCCAAAGAGUUCGUGACACUGAUUGUGAGUUACGACGUUAAAUAUCGAGGGCAGUGCAAUAUUCAUUGUUAGCUAAACUUUUCCGACUUUAUCCUGACCAAUAGCUAUAUAUCACGUUUUAUUUGCUCUUCAUAAACUUAUUAACACAAUUUAUAGUGUUCGUAGCAAGGAAUUUGAGUCCUCGAUCAAGCUUGAUCAAUCCGAAAGUCAAGUACACUUGAUAUAUUACAACCGGCAAUUGAAUAAUUGAUAAGAUUAACGGUACGGCAGAGUACAAUAAUAUUGAUUUGCAUAAAGCAUGUUAAUUUACUCGGCUUUUAAUUUUAUAGUUUCAAGUGCAUUCAAAUUUUUAGUCAUUGAUGAAAAAAUUAUUGCGUGUUUGAAGGUGAUGUGGAAUAGGUUUUUGAAUUUCCAACAAUUGCAUUUCAGCUUUGCUAAAAUACAGAGCUGGAUAUUUGCGUUUUAUUUUCCCAGAAUGUGUGUGAUUGUUUUCUUGACUCACCUCAUUACUCAAUACAUAGCGCCAUUUAAUUAUUUCACAAUUGACAUGUGACAUCGCAAUGGUCACUGUUAAUAUACACGCAUUGUAUUAUUGUAAUACAUUCCACAAGCUUUCAAAGUUUUGUGAAUAUGUAAACAAUAAAAAUUUAUACUGCACCAAAUAAAAACGUUACAUUUUUCUAAUUCGUUUGCCAAUGUAGUAAUUGUAUUACGUUCAACACCACACCUCACAUAUCUAAAAAAAUGAUAAGGUUGAAGAUAGUAAAUUAAAAGUAACCAAAUAUUGAAAAAUUCAAUCCAUUGUGGAUACUUAAGAGCGACUUUGAAGUAGUUAAAUUUGCAAAAUAUGAGUACAUUUCGUUUUACUAGACGGUUUACUAAAUUUCACACAGUCUUGAAAUUAAAAAAUAGUUGCUUAUACGGUACAACUUUCAACCACGUAAACAUUAAGCAAAGAUAUUAUUUAGUUUCAGACAUUUAUUGAGAAAGAAAGUGAAAUGUCCAUGCCAUUCAUCUUACUGUUACAAAAUUACUGAUGACAGUAGAAAAUGAUUUGGCACAGUCGUUCUUUAAGUCAGUCAUAUGGUCUAUUGACAUUCGCUAGAUAUCGAAGUUGUUUCAAACUGUUCAAUUUUUAUAAUGAAAUGACAUGAUUAAUAAAUUACUAAGUUCGUGCUUCUCGAGUAUAUUAUCUUCAAUGUUGAUGAGCUAAUUAGACAUUGUAAUCAGAAAUACAAAUUCAAACAAUAAAUGAUUGGAUGGUGACGAGUUAUUAGAUAUUACAAACAUAUAUACAUACAUUUUCUCAGUGCAAAACACAACGCAAGUACAUGCAAUACAUGUAAAAAGUGUGCUUGAUUAUUUAUGAACCAUUCGAACACCGAAUUAUUCUACAAAGUGAUUGAUUAAAAGGUUACAAACAUAUGCUUAUUAUUUCACAAUAAUUGCACAUAGUAUAAAUGCUGAAAAAUUCUCAGAAUGGGUUACUGUGACCAAUAUUAUAAGUAAAACUAAACCAAUAUCUUAGAGGCUGACGGAAACUGAACGACAUCUCGUGUGAAUUGUUAUUAAGCCCAACCAUCGAUGGUUUUUCUUUUUCUGUGAUGGUUUAUCUGAUAUCUGAUGAAAUAUUACUAUUGGGAAUGAAAAUAUGGCGCUGUGGCAU